ACCGUGGAGCCGUGUAUCCGCACGGUUAAAAAAAAAAGGAAAAAAAGAAAGAGGAGAAAAAAAAAGGAAGAUAUCCACCCACAAACAACUCAAUCCACCAAUUAAUACAAUCAAAUUUUAUUAUAUAUAUUUUUUUUUCACGAGAAACUGGUGUACCACUGUUCAGAUACCCCAAUCCCAACAAUUAGUUCCCUCCCCUCCCCUAACCCCCCACCUAAAAAAAAUCAACAGAGUGAAUGACGAAAAGUGUGAAGUGAAAAAAUUGUAAUAAAUAUACGAAUAACGAAUUUAGUGGCAAUUGUUGGUUUGGUAUUGCAGUGAAUUUGUUUUGCCUUUUGGUUGGUGAGAUAACUGUGGUGAAUUGAGAGAGUAAAACUGGCAACAGACUUUUUCUCGAAUGGAACAUCAAAAUAAAUAGAAAGAGAUUAUUGUACGGAUGGAUGUAACUGGCCAGUACCGGGCAUUUGGCUCGAGCAUUAACGCAUUGUGAAACAAAAUCCCGGCUGAAUGAUUGCAUAUGGGCGUUCUGAAUGUGCCGUAUCCGCUGGAAUCGUCAAGGUGGUGGUAGCAGAUCAGUCAAGAUUACAGGCACUUGUCAACCUGUGAAAUAACAACUAAAACAACAAGGAAAAUAUAGGACAAAUUGAUUGAUUAUUCAACCGGAGAGGAGUAUUUCAACGAAGAAUAAAGAGAAAAAGAUUUUUGUUUACCCAAGUGUCGAGUGAAAAGUGAAUUUUUUUUUUGUUCUAGUGUUGAUAAUAUAAAUAUUUGUGACGUGAUAAGGAGAAUAGAGGUGAUACGUGGUCAGUUAAAGUGGCUGUUAAAACGUCUGAGACGUUAGGUUUAAUUCGAAUAAAAAAAAUCACCGUGGCAUCAAGAUAAUAUCGGUCGUAAGGAGGCAGCCGAGAGCAGGCAAUAGCCGCCUCCUGCCCUGGAUAUUCAACAGCCUCGGCAUUAUAAAAUAUUGUUAAAAAAAAUUUUUCUACAAAAUUAAGAAUUUUGAGAGGGUUCGAGUGCUCCCUAAUUUCUCCCUCCUCCCUCCGAGGAUUCUGCUUGAUAUAAAUCAUGGCGUGCUGCCUGUCGGAAGAGGCUAAGGAACAGAAGCGAAUUAAUCAGGAGAUAGAGCGGCAACUUCGGAGGGACAAGCGAGAUGCCAGACGGGAGCUUAAACUACUCCUUCUGGGUACUGGUGAAUCGGGAAAAUCCACGUUCAUCAAGCAGAUGAGAAUUAUCCACGGCUCUGGAUAUUCGGACGAAGACAAGAGGGGAUUUAUCAAGCUCGUGUACCAAAAUAUAUUCAUGGCAAUGCAGUCCAUGAUCCGAGCGAUGGAUCUCCUUAAAAUUCAAUAUGGAGAUUCUUCGAAUAUAGAAAAAGCGGAAUUGGUUAGAAGUAUAGACUUCGAAACGGUAACAUCAUUUGAGAGUCCAUAUGUAGAAGCCAUUAAGGAUUUGUGGGCAGAUGCUGGUAUUCAAGAGUGUUACGAUCGUCGACGAGAAUACCAACUAACGGAUUCAGCCAAAUACUAUCUCAUGGAGAUAGAUCGAGUGGCAGCACCAAACUACCUCCCCACAGAACAGGACAUUCUUCGUGUGAGAGUGCCCACAACUGGUAUAAUUGAAUAUCCAUUUGACUUGGAAGAAAUACGGUUUAGGAUGGUAGAUGUCGGCGGACAGAGAUCUGAAAGAAGAAAAUGGAUUCAUUGUUUCGAAAAUGUCACUUCCAUCAUAUUUUUAGUAGCUUUAAGUGAAUAUGAUCAAAUUUUAUUCGAAUCAGAAAAUGAAAACCGAAUGGAAGAGAGUAAGGCGCUAUUCAAAACGAUCAUAACAUAUCCCUGGUUUCAGCACUCCUCCGUUAUUCUCUUUUUAAAUAAGAAGGAUUUGCUCGAGGAGAAGAUCAUGUACUCUCAUCUCGUCGAUUACUUUCCAGAAUAUGACGGCCCACAGAGAGAGGCCACAGCUGCUAGAGAAUUCAUAUUAAGGAUGUUUGUCGACUUGAAUCCCGAUAGCGAGAAAAUUAUUUAUUCUCACUUCACAUGCGCCACAGAUACGGAGAACAUUAGAUUUGUGUUUGCGGCGGUUAAGGACACAAUUCUUCAGUCAAACUUGAAGGAAUACAAUUUGGUGUAGGUUUGGACAUUGUGAUAUCCCACAGAGGAUUCAUCUGUAUUUAAUCAAAGCUCCAGAUGCCAAAAAUCUGCAAGCUUUAAGCACAAAAUAAUAACAAAACAAAAGAAAAAAAAAAAAUGAUGAAAUUCACAAAGAAAAACGGACUUUGUUGAACAAACUCGUUAAAUAAGAUUUAAAAAAACAACAAGUCGUAACAAUGGAAACAGAAUUAUGACUAUUGGAGAUGACCGCCAUGGGAGAUAAAAAAGGAGUCGAAGGGGUGAAUAUAAUGAUGGAAUAAAUCGCGAAGUAAUAUUUAAAAAAAUAAUUGUAUGAAAAUAAAAAUUUUAAAGAAAUAUAUGGAAAUAGGCUGGAAAAUGAUCGAAUGACUCGUGAUGCUGCGUCAGUUUCACGAGUGUACCAACAUUUUAGUUAGCUAAAAAAAAAAAAUGAAAAUUUCCAGCAAAUGAAGAUUUAAAAAAUGGAAAAAAAUAAGGACCUAACUCUGAGCGUUAUACGUUCUUUCCUAAAAAAAAAAAACUUUUCACUGUCGAUACCAACAAACUGAUUUAGUUUCGUACUCUAUUUGUUGAAUUUGUUACCUUUUUAUAGCUUAGCUUAGUCGAUCGAGCCUGGCUGACUGCGACAUCGCCUGAUUUUUAUAUAAACGAUUAAAAAAAAAUUAAUAAAUAUUAAUUAAUGGGCAAAAACUAUUAAGAAAACAAAAGUAAAUAGUUCAUGCAUACUGCGCGUUUCGUCUUAUGGGAUCUCAAGUCGAUGUGUGGGGGAUAUAUAAUGAAAUUAUUAUUGACAAUGAUAAAUUUGAGGGGUUGAGCAAUGAGUGAGACAAAAUGGAAAGGAAAUUUAAAAAUAGGGGGACAACAAAGCUUUUUACAAAUCACGAGUAAGUCGGUUUAAACACAAGUGAGAGCGAUUCUAGUGCCAUUUACUUGCGUGGUGUUUCUAUUGCAGUCCUUCGUUUAAUUGCAAAAAAGCCAAAGUGUUUUAUUCUUUUUCUUAAUCUUCUUUUCUUUUUUUUUUUAUUGUUUUCGUUUUUUUUUAAUUUGUAUUUUAAAAGAGACGAGGAAAAUGAUUUUUUUAAUGAAGAAUAAAAUCUGUGCAAGAAACGACGAAGUUUUUUUCUGCAUGUGACUCAAAUCCAAGAAAUUCAUCGUAUAAAUAUUGUUAUAUAUAAUAUAUAAAAGAAAAAUGAAACAUAGGGAUAGGUGGUCGAGGAUAAAGAGCAGCAUCAACUUGCAUCGAUGAGGAAAGAAACAAAAAUAUUUAAUAAAUACCAUUGAGAGAUACAACAAGAUAGAAGGAAAAAUGAAUCGAAUAAAAUAAAAAAAUCUCCUUUACAUUACGAAAUAAUUAGAAAAACGGCAUCUCUUUGAUGUGAAAACUUUAGGUAAUUUGAGGAUGAAUAAUGACAGACUAAUUAUUUGUCUCUGUUAUUUUUCACCUUCUUCAAAUGCGACUGUUUUAGAACGAAGUUACGUCGGGAUUUUUCACGUUAAUAAUUAAACAAAAAGAUGAUACUAAUCACGAUGCGGGAUUCAUCACAAUUUUUUCACCACGAGACUUGGUUAUUUAUAUCAUUUCAAAAUCAUUAUUGUGACCCUUUUGAAAGUAUGAAGAAAAUCAUAAAUCUAUUGUCGUAUUUGUAAACUUGAUAAAAUCGGUUAAUUAUUUAAUCAUUUUUCUAUAAAGGGCGAUUCUAGGAUAAAUCAUCGCGAAACAUUUUUUAUCGCGAAAACCACUGGAAUGGGGAAGAAACUUUGUGGCAUGGAUUCUCCACCAAAAAGUGAUAGAAAUUUUUGAAAAACGAUUUGAAUGAUUUGUUCACUUCAUAGGAACAUGAUUCUCCGAGUGGAGUGUGAUCGGAUGGAAUGAAUAAUUUUAAUAACCAUUCAAAAAUUCGAGGUGGUGAGGAGAUUCGUGGAGUGCCAUUUUGUCGAGCCCCCUCUUUGUCCAUAGGGUUUUAAAUAUGGCGACGCUCCACCUCGCAUUUUCACAUAAUUAUUAAAAUCAUUCAUUCACUUCAAAUCACUUGCAAUUAGUUUUAAUCUAUUCCUAUGAACUGAACAAUUCUUAAUUUCCUAUCCUGCAGAUAUUUCAAUUUAUUUUUAGUGAUAAUCCAUCCUAGUUUCCUUCCACCCGAGGCGUGAAACUGGAAAAAUCAUGAGUUCUUCGGCCAUGAAAGGAGUAAAAUGUGACUCUUCGCAUUUUCAAAUUGUUCACAUAAAACAGUCACUAUCAUAUUUUUUAUUGAGAAGAUGUAGUGAAAAAAAAUGUUGAAAAUAUCCCAACGUCACUACAGAAAUGCCCAGAAGUCGCGUGUGCAGCUAGAGACAUGAGCCCCCAAAUCUCCUAAAAAAAGGGGAAAAACAUAAAUCGAAAUAAUGAAAUAGUUUAGAUUGGCUCAUGUCUUUAGCUCCGCUUCGUAUCCACCUUUACAGUGUCACUGCUCACUGCCUGCGCUCGCUCAUGCUAGCCAGCGCGCUGCCCACUGGUAUUCUCUGGUAAUUAGCUAGUAUUCUCUAAGUUCAAUCCUAAAAUCAAUCAAUUCUCCAAUCAACCCAUUGAUGCCCAUUGGCAGCUCCACUGAGAAAAAACUGGACAAAUUCUCGGACGAAAUAAAUAACACAAUGAUAAUUACUAAAAUUGAAAUAGCUCCCUUAAACGCAGAAUUAUGCAAUAUUAAUAAUUGCUAAACUGUCAGCACAAAGUAAACCAGAAAUAUCUUAUUUCUAAGCCACAGGAUUGCUAUCGUCAUUGUUGUUAUUAUUGUUUUUAAUAAUUCUGUAGGGAAGUGGUAAAACGAGGUAAGUUAACUGCGUGUGUUCCUUCUGGUGAUUUUCCGGGAAUAUCUCCGAAGGUGAGGGAGGGAGGAUAAUUGAUGUGAUGACCUUUCUUGGAGGUAUCGAUUUACUCUCCAAAAAUGAUCCUCACUGAAAAUCUGGUAUCUCUCUCAAUUUCGGAGAUAUUUGCAAUAGACUCAUCUGGUGUUGAAUUGUGAACUCGGAUGUCAUUUUUUCGAUUCCCGUUUCCGGAAGAAAUAUCUUAGUACUGAGGGGAGAUAGCGAUAUUUUCGUAAAGACAUUUUUUGUAGCUCCUACUUUUUUCUAUAAAAAGGGUUUAUAUGAAAAUAUUCCUAUUUUUCUUUAAUUACGAGGUAUCAGCUGAAAACGAGUGGAAAAAUACAAUUAUUCUAGUUUAACAGUUUAUCGUGCAAUUUAUAUUUUUUCUCUGAAUAUUCGGUAGCCGAAAUGGAUAAAAACUGGUCCUUGUUUCUCAUGAAACAAACAAUCUUCGGGACCAAAAUACGUAUGCUAGUAUAGAAUAAACGAAUAGAUAGUGCUAGAAAUAGGAUUUCUCGCGUGCAAAGAAAGUUAUCAAUUUUCCUUUCGAAUUUCUUUUCGCAACAAAAAAAAACUUCCAAACCAUAUUCCAUAUUUAGUAAUAAUCACUGUGUAAUUCGCCAUUCGACUAGAACUUGUUUAAAAAUGUUUUUUUGUUCACUCAGUACACGAGUUCAGGGUAUCAAUUCCGCUGAUUAUUAAUAACAAAAAAAAAAACGUUGA
Fopius arisanus is the source of this 5690-nucleotide messenger RNA. RefSeq names its product G protein alpha q subunit (gene Galphaq). NCBI's taxonomy places the organism in Eukaryota, Metazoa, Arthropoda, Insecta, Hymenoptera, Braconidae. Bases 1066 to 2127 code for a protein of 353 amino acids. Gene Ontology annotation, molecular function: GTPase activity; G protein-coupled receptor binding; guanyl nucleotide binding. Gene Ontology annotation, biological process: phospholipase C-activating dopamine receptor signaling pathway; adenylate cyclase-modulating G protein-coupled receptor signaling pathway. The record is from RefSeq and is a predicted model, not a curated record. Gene Ontology annotation, cellular component: heterotrimeric G-protein complex. The transcript is spliced from 9 exons.